Messenger RNA from Oikopleura dioica, 597 nucleotides. Lineage: Eukaryota; Metazoa; Chordata; Appendicularia; Copelata; Oikopleuridae. The record is from the annotation of a GenBank genome assembly.
AUGAGACUAGAACGCGGAGCAGGAGAUUUUUUCGAAGAUAUAAGAGAUGGCGCAAAAGGCAUCAUUGAUGAUAUUUCUGAUGGAUUUGGAAGCGUUUUUGAUUGCAUUGGAGCAUCUUUCCAAGCGAAUAAAGACUUCGACCUGAUGCUCUGGGCUGCGUACGUUAUGCUUAUUGCACCGAUCCUUUCGUUCUUGGUGAACGGAAUGAUGAACCAGAAGCAGAAAACUAACGACACUGAUAAGAAAGGCGCAGGAUCAAUCGGUUUUGCUGGACUGAUUUCAAUCAUCUCAGGCGCGAUCUAUUUGGCAUUUUACUACAAAGUCAAAAACUGCGAUUUCGGAACAUUCGGCAAAUGCUUCGAGUACGAUUUGCUCAAAUGGCAUGUGGGUUUAUCGAUGUUUUUACUCGUCUUGGGAGCCAUGAUUGCCGUUAUGCUCACUCUUGCUGCUCUUGGACAGGUCUGCUGCGGCGAUGAAAAAUUGACGAGCAUGUGCGUUUACAUUUUUCUUAUGAUUCAAAUGGGCUUGACUUUUGCACCAGCGAUUGUUUCCGUCUCUGCUGGCUGGAAAUACACUUUCGGCAAAUGCGCACCUUGA